Molecule: messenger RNA, 6574 nt
Organism: Neoarius graeffei (lesser salmon catfish)
Lineage: Eukaryota; Metazoa; Chordata; Actinopteri; Siluriformes; Ariidae
Gene: adgrl3.1
Product: adhesion G protein-coupled receptor L3.1
Exons: 24
Coding region: 285-4883 (1532 amino acids)
Biological process (GO): adenylate cyclase-activating G protein-coupled receptor signaling pathway; synapse assembly; cell surface receptor signaling pathway
Cellular component (GO): membrane; axon; cell-cell junction
Molecular function (GO): G protein-coupled receptor activity; carbohydrate binding
Source: RefSeq, a predicted model, not a curated record
AUGAUGGUGAGGAUGAUGUUGGCAGCGCGAGCAAAAUAGCGAUCGCUGGACGCGCGCUGCACAUCUCCGGUCCACGCGACGCGUCUUUUCGCACCGACUCUGAGUGACGUCAAGGUUCACAUCUGGGCAGACGAAGUAUUUCCAGUGUGAAACAGAGAAGAGUCUUUUGGCUGCAGGAAUUAAAGAAAGAAAAGAAAAGAAAGAAAAGACUGCUUGAAGGCUGAUUGCGCGCGGCUCGACGCCGUGGUUCCUAAGAUGUGGUAUGAGUGUCAGAGGAGAACUCCAUGGCUCUGAGGUGUGUCAGACUGAGCCCUAGUAGCCAUUCGGAGCAGAGGUCAAUGGGGUCAAGGGGGGUCAUGUGGGCAACACACCUACUCUUCCUCUUCGCCUUCUUCACACCUGCUACUUUGGUGUUGAGUCGUGCGCCUGUGCCUAUGGCUGUGGUUCGCCGUGAGCUCUCGUGUGAGGGUUACCCCAUUGAGCUGCGUUGCCCGGGCACUGAUGUCAUCAUGAUCGAAAGCGCCAACUAUGGACGCACAGAUGACAAGAUUUGUGACUCUGACCCUGCCCAGAUGGAGAACACACGCUGCUACCUGCCUGAUGCCUAUAAGAUAAUGGGCUUUAGGUGUAAUAACAGGACCCAGUGCGCAGUGGUUGCUGGCCCAGAUGUUUUUCCCGAUCCAUGUCCUGGAACAUACAAAUACCUGGAGGUUCAGUAUGAGUGUGUGCCAUACAAAGUGGAGCAGAGAGUCUUCCUGUGUCCAGGCAUACUGAAGGGCGUGUACCAGAGCGAGCACCUUUUUGAAUCGGAUCACCAAUCAGGCUCGUGGUGCAAAGACCCACUGCAGUCGUCCAAUAAGAUUUACUACAUGCCAUGGACGCCAUAUCGCACUGAUACUCUCACUGAAUAUUCAUCCAAAGAGGAUUUUAUUGCAGGACGUCCCACCACGACCUACAAACUUCCACAUCGGGUUGACGGCACUGGCUUUGUUGUGUACGAUGGGGCAUUGUUCUUUAACAAGGAACGCACGCGCAACAUUGUCAAGUUUGACAUGCGCACUCGAAUCAAAAGUGGCGAGGCAAUUAUCGCCAAUGCCAAUUAUCACGACACGUCUCCAUAUCGCUGGGGUGGGAAGUCCGACAUCGACCUGGCUGCCGACGAAAAUGGCCUGUGGGUGAUCUACGCCACAGAACAGAACAACGGGAAAAUCGUUAUAAGCCAGCUCAAUCCGUACACACUCCGGAUCGAAGGGUCGUGGGAUACAACGUACGACAAGCGUUCUGCCUCCAAUGCCUUCAUGAUCUGCGGAGUCUUGUAUGUGGUUAAGAGUGUGUACGAAGAUGACGAUAACGAAGCAUCAGGGAAUAAAAUUGACUACAUGUACAGCACAGAGAAGAAUCGCGGGACGAACAUAAACAUCCCGUUCCCGAAUUCAUACCAAUACAUUGCAGCAGUGGACUACAACCCAAGAGACAAUCUACUGUACGUAUGGAACAAUUACCAUGUCGUUCGAUACUCGCUGGAUUUUGGCAACAGCGACAAUCGGCUAAAUUUCGAUUCUCCUUCCUCAGUCUUGCUUCCAGAUCAGCUCCCACCUGCUCGGAGCGCCACCAAUCGUCCACACCCUUACACAGGAACGCUCCGCCCCCUCAUGACUACGACCACAACUACAACUAUGGCACCACCCCGUCGCCGUGACAAUAACAACUUCCUUCCUGAGGUUCUGACUCCUCCUCCCUCGUGGGCGCGGACGCCACCUGUAAUCGACUACUGCUCCACGCGUGUGGCAGCUGAGCUCUCGUGGCCCCAGACUCACCGGGGGCAUGUCGCCAAGCAACCAUGCCCUCCUGGGACCAUUGGUGUGGCGACAUACAGCUGUGUGAUGGGCUACUGGGACCGAAAGGGGCCAGACAUGAGCAACUGCACCUCACCAUGGACCAAUCACUUAACUCAGAGAAUGAGGUCAGGAGAGACAGCCGCCAUCAUAGCGCGUGAGUUAGCUGAGCAGACGAAGACGGCAUUGCUGCAUCCAGGAGACAUCCCGUCCACAGUCAGAGCCAUGGCCCAGCUGGUGGAGCUGUUAGACGUGCAGCUGAGGAACCUCACUCCUGGUGGGAAAGACACAGCGGCACGCAGUCUUAACAAGCUCCAAAAGAGAGAGCGCUCGUGCCGAUUCUUCAUUCAGGCGAUGGUGGAGGCGGUGAAUAACCUACUGCGUGGGCGCGCUCAGCCUGCAUGGAAGGCGCUGUCAGUGAUCGAUCAGCUGCGCUGUGCCACCAUGCUGCUGGACACAGUGGAGACGGCUGCCUUCAUGCUCGCUGACAACCUGCUCAAGACCGACACCAUCCAGGAGAACACUGACAACAUUCAGCUGGAGGUGGCACGGCUCAGUACUGACAUGAUGCAGACAGAUCUGAAGUUCCCUCAAUCAGAAGCUUCGGGAAACUUCAUUCAAAUUCCAGUAAAAACUCUGAAACAACAAGGACGCAACGGUGAGAUCCGUAUGGCUCUGGUUCUAUACAGGAAUCUGGGUCAGUAUCUGUCCACAGAGAAUGCAAGUGUGCGGCUGGGAAGUGAAGCUGCUUAUCCCAACUACUCACUCAUUGUCAACUCGCCUGUGAUAACAGCAGCCAUAAACAAGGACAGCAACAAAAUCUACUUGUCUGAACCUGUUCGCUUCGUUGUCAGCCACUUGCAGAAGUCAGAGUCGAACUUCAACCCGAACUGCUCAUUCUGGAGCUACUCCAAACGCACCAUGACAGGCUACUGGUCUACACAAGACUGCAGGCUGGGUGACACAAACAGCACACACACCUCCUGCUCCUGCACACAUCUCACGAACUUUGCUGUUCUCAUGGCUCAUGUGGAGGUCAAGCAGGCAGAUCAGAUGCAAACAACCUUGUUGGAUAUGAUCACGUGGGUGGGGAUUCUACUCUCACUCGUCUGUCUGCUCAUCUGCAUCUUCACCUUCUGCUUCUUCCGUGGCCUGCAGAGCGACCGUAACACCAUCCACAAGAACCUGUGCAUUUCACUAUUCAUCGCAGAAAUGCUAUUCCUCGUCGGCAUCUACCGUUCAGACCAGCCUAUCGCAUGUGCAGUGUUCGCUGCUCUGCUUCACUUCUUCUUCCUGGCUGCAUUCACAUGGAUGUUUCUGGAAGGCGUGCAGCUCUACAUCAUGCUGGUGGAAGUGUUCGAGAGCGAGUAUUCUCGCACCAAGUAUUUCUACCUCACCGGCUACGGUGUACCUGCGCUCAUCGUGGCCGUGUCGGCUGCCGUUGACUAUCGCAGCUACGGCACAAACCAUGUGUGCUGGCUGCGGUUAGACACCUACUUCAUCUGGAGUUUCAUUGGCCCUGCAACGCUCAUUAUAAUGUUGAAUGUGAUCUUCUUAGGCAUUGCACUUUACAAGAUGUUCCACCACACUGCUAUUCUGAAACCUGACUCUGGUUGCCUGGACAACAUCAAAUCAUGGGUCAUUGGCGCUAUUGCUCUGCUGUGUCUGCUCGGUCUGACGUGGGCUUUUGGUCUCAUGUACAUUAAUGAGAAUACAGUGAUCAUGGCUUACCUCUUCACCAUCUUUAACUCCCUGCAAGGGAUGUUCAUCUUUAUUUUCCACUGCAUUCUGCAGAAGAAGGUGCGGAAGGAGUACGGCAGGUGCCUUCGUACACACUGCUGCAGUGGGAAGAGUGUGGAGUCAACCAUUUCAACCUCCACUAAGACCAGCACAGCGCGGACACCUGGACGCUACUCUACAAACUCUCAGAGUCGUAUUCGGCGGAUGUGGAACGACACAGUGAGGAAGCAGUCUGAGUCGGCGUUCAUAACAGGAGAUAUCAACAGCUCAGCUACUCUGAACAGAGGUACCAUGGCUAACCAUCUCAUCUCUAACGCCUUGUUGCGUCCUCAUGGCACUAACCCUUAUAACACAUUGCUGGGAGAAUCUGCAGUGUACAAUAACCCCUCUGCAAACAUGUUCAACACACAAGCCUCCUACAGAGAUUCAAAGGGCAUGUUGAACAACGCGCGAGAUGCCAGUGUCAUGGAUACGCUCCCGCUCAACGGCAACCAUGGCAACACCUACAGUGACUACCUCACAUAUGGCUCAUCCUCACCAACUACACUGGAGAAGAAGAUCCUGAAGGAGCUGACAGCCAACUACGCGUCCACCUACCACCCCAGCACGAAGCUUGCCAACCACGUCGCCAAUGGAGCCGUUCCCAGCCCAGCGAGUACAGCAGGCAUCACCCGUGAUGAUGAGAAUGCUGCUGCUGUUGCCCUGGGAAUCUCCAGAGAGGAUGAAAACAAUGCACGUACCGCCCUCAGCUUGGAGAUCAUCAGGGAGGAGUCUCAGGCACCUCUCCUCCCACCAAGACCUCCGCCUCCAGACGGCCCUCCCCCAUUACACACGUUCUCCACCCACCGGCGCCUUCCACAGGAGAAUAACGAGAGUUUUUUCCCUCUUCUGAAGAAUGAGACACACUCACCUCACGUGCUCAGAGACUCAUUAUACACCAGCAUGCCGACUCUAACCGACCACCCACAUGGUACCAACGACAUCAACGGCAUCCGUGAUGAGGAUGAAGAUGAGGAGGAAGAAGAGGAGGAAGAGGAAGAUGAGGAAGAUGAUGAGGAGGAGGAGGAAGAGGAGGAGGAAGGGUGCGAGCUGCAUUUGGCCAAUGGGAAAGGAGUGAUGGCAGAUGCAGAUGAUGUUUACUACAAGAGCAUGCCUAAUCUGGGCUCGCGCAAUCACAUACAGGAACUGCAGAGCUACUACCACAUGGGUCGUGGAGGAAGUGAUGGAUUCAUUGCGCCGCCUGAAAAGGACGAGUCGUCUCCCGAAGAGCAGCCGGACGACCCCUCGCACUUGGUCACAAGCUUAUAGGCGCAUACACACACACAUCUUGUGAGUGUGUGUUUGUGUGAGAUGCAAUGCACAAGGCACGGGAACCACUACCUACUGCACUGAUUGAUCCCUAGAGAAACUGAUAGCAGAUAGCUGCCCAAAAACCAAUGACAGGAACCCUCAGUCAGUUAACGCUAGGAAAAAGGACCAGGUAGGGUAGCUUUCAGUUAGGACUAGUACCAACAAAUCCAAAAUAUUCAGCGUGGUUUAUCAGAUGUAUCAGGUGUACAAAACACAGGCUCUUUUUUUUUUUUGUGAAACCAUUAGCCAUUUUGAAUAGCAGACCGGGAAGGAACGCACUGAUUGACACAGCGUCCAUCAGAAGCCACGUAUUCCAGUGAGACAAGUUAUCUAUUAUGCUGUCACUUCUCCCCUCUACACAACUUUUGCCCAACUGCUAUCUGGCCAUAAAUCCUCUGGAUUGUCCCUGUGUGAAUAAAACGAUAGCGACAAACUAGUUGCCAUUUUAGAUGAUUAUCCAUGUUGAUAGACACCGACUUGGACCUUGAACUCAUUACGAACUAUAAUCCUCUACCCACAAUUCCUCGAAACUUCGGGUGACACACCUUUGCUGCACACAUUCCUUCCUUCCUGUUUAACACUGAUUACUGUUGUAUACCAAGUAUCACAUCACAACAAAGCAUCUAAUCCUUAAGACUUUAAGGACGCAUCUUUUUUUCUUACUUUUAUUUUUCAGUAAUAUCAGUUAUCGAGAAGUAAUACACAUUAAUAACGAAAGAAAAAGGAUUUCUAUGUAAAAUGUACAGAAGCCCUUUGCAUCACAUAUCACAUGCACCUCAUAGUUUUGAUAUUACUUUUUUUCCCCCGUGUACGUGUUUGUGUAGAAGUAGACCAAUUAAAAAACUGUGCUGGUCCUCUGCACUAUUACCCCUAAUUACCACUAGGAGCGACCAUCCAGAACCCCUUCUCUCUCUCUCUCUCACACACACACACACACACACACACACACACACAAAGACAUGCAAAUACCCACUCCUUAUUUAUCUUAUUCCAGUAACCAGUCUUCUUGUUUUGCUGCAUUGUCCACUCUGAUUUUAAUUUCAAUACAAAACAUAUUGUUAAUUUUGGCCAGAAAGAAAGAAAUGAUGGAUUUAAGACCUGCAGGUUGAACGUGUCUUGUUCCAAACUGUUCCAAUUAUUGCAGAUUUAAAUGAUGAUUAUAUACAAACGUUAAGAGGUCAUCAGAUACCCCACAUCUAGUACAUCUACUAGUGUUGAAUUUAUUUAACUUCCAGGUCUUUCUUAUUGUGUUUGGGCCCCAGAAAUACUAAUGAUUGGAAUCCAUGUAAGUUACACAGAAUAUCUGCAAGACCAAGCUGUUAAGAUUUGAUGUUGCUGAAGAUAAAAGCAACAUGGAAACGGGCUGUUUACUCCUUCUUGACUUCUUGUAGCUUGCACAUCGACUUCUUUUAUUUCCCAGAGAAAAGUGACUGCGUAUUUAUCCCCACAAGGUGCUUUAUCAGAUCUGAAUUGUUGGAUCAUUUGGUAGAGGAGAGAUUUUAAAAAUCAAAUCAGCACUGAGACCUUUUUAUUAUUAUUAUUAUUAUUAUUAUUAUUAUUAUUAUUAUUAUUAUUACCAUCAAUAUUGUUAAUAUGAUAUCUAUGGAAUUAUUAUUUAUUCUUUUCAUAUGCAUUCGAAAUUGAAUGAA